Messenger RNA from Camelina sativa (false flax), 708 nucleotides. The record is from RefSeq and is a predicted model, not a curated record. NCBI's taxonomy places the organism in Eukaryota, Viridiplantae, Streptophyta, Magnoliopsida, Brassicales, Brassicaceae.
GCAUGAGCGACACUAAUAAGCAAAAUAAGGUAAUAUUAAGAAUUUAAGAUGACAUCUUCUAUGGUCUCUUCCAUGGUUCUCUUUCUCCUUAUUCUUCUUGUGUUUCCGCAUAUGGAUAAAGCCCUUGGCGCACAAGAGGAAGUCAAGAAACAAAGUGGUGCAGGUGCAGAAGAGAUUUACCAUCCUAGUGGUUUUGGCAGUGGGAUUUUCCGCCGUAUAAUAAAAUCAUGUCCUCAUAUAUUCCCCAUUUGUCGUGGUGAUAUCCAUAUCCCAGAUAUCCAUAUACCUCCUCCGCCUCACAUGCCUUUGAAAGGCCGCAUUGAUCCUGCCGAUCAGCUCGUCCGUAAAUGUCUAAAAGACCCCAAAUGUCGCGCUUACUGUAAAAAAAACCCCAAGUAUUGUCACGCCCUUAUAUGUAAAACAUACCCCAAAGCCAAAAUUUGUCGUCCUGGUCAUGUCUGACAUUUCCAUAAAUCUCCUCCGUUCCACAGGACUUUCAAAGGCACACAAGGACCUGGUCAUUGACCUCACUCUAGCUUUGAAUGCGUGUGUGUGCGUGCAUGUUUAAUUUCUUAUAUUGUGGUUUCAUUUGGUUUGUGGUUUCUGUCCUUGUUUUAUCUAUGCAUGUGUUUGUCAUAUUUUACAGUUUUUCCGAACCGCUCCGGCGUUGCUAUAAUAAAUAAAACUUGUGUUUCCUUUUGUGUUCAA